CCAGAUCGUUUUCCCAUGCAGCGAUAGCCUCAGUACAGAUUGCGGUCCCUGAGUAGAGCAUCUGGAUUAGCGCACGGAGAGCGCUAUAUACGCAGCUGCAGUGCACUUUGUGGAGAUUUUCACGAAUCAGAUCAUACCCCUCAUUUAUUCUGCUGCCUUUAGGCGGAUUUAUGUCACUUUACUGUUUGACACUGUAACGGGAUCCCUACAUUAUUUUAGUUCGCAAAUGUGCAUGGUUUGUCAUCCAAAUUCGAUUCUAAUGAACCAAGGCAACUGAAAAGAAAAAAGGGACCCUAACAGUGGACAAGCUCAGGGAUGGCAACACACUAUAUUGUAUUAUAUCUUCUGACAGCCUUUACUAUACAGCAUCAUGUACUUGCGGUUCAAGAGGAAGAUUCAGAGAUGUCUCCUCAAGAAGAGAGCUUUAUUCAUGUCAGUGUCACUCGGAAUAAGAUCAUGACAGCUCAGUAUGAGUGUUACCAAAAAAUAAUGCAGGAGCCUGAACAUGGAAAACAAGGCCGGUAUUGUAACAGAACAUGGGAUGGCUGGUUAUGUUGGGGAGAUGUUGCUGCUGGAGCAGUAUCGGAACAGCGCUGUCCUGACUACUUUCAGGAUUUUGAUCCUUCAGAGAAAGCUACAAAAGAAUGUGAUGGGGGUGGACAGUGGUUCAGACACCCUGAGAGUAACAGAACAUGGACCAAUUACACUCAGUGUAAUACAUUCACUCAUGUAAAAGUAAAGACAGCUCUCAAUUUGUACUAUUUAUCAAUCAUUGGGCAUGGAUUAUCAGUAGUAUCACUUUUAAUAUCCUUGGCUAUCUUCUUUUAUUUCAAGAAUUUAAGCUGCCAGAGAAUUACGCUGCAUAAAAAUUUGUUUUUCUCCUUCGUUUGCAAUUCUAUUGUUACGAUCAUUUCUCUAACAGCCGUGGCCAACAACCAAGCGUUAGUUGCAACCAACCCAGUAAGCUGCAAAAUAUCUCAAUUCAUCCACUUUUACCUGAUGGGAUGUAACUAUUUUUGGAUGCUGUGUGAAGGAAUAUACUUACACACGCUUAUUGUGGUGGCUGUUUUUGCAGAAAAGCAACAUUUAAUGUGGUACUAUUUACUAGGAUGGGGAUUUCCAGUUAUCCCUGCGUGCAUACAUGCAGUUGCCAGAAGUCUAUAUUAUAACGACAACUGUUGGAUUAGUUCGGACACUCACCUGUUGUAUAUCAUUCAUGGACCUAUUUGUGCGGCGCUCUUGGUAAACCUUUUUUUCCUGCUGAACAUAGUGCGUGUUCUUAUAACAAAACUAAAAGUUACCCAUCAAGCAGAAUCCAAUCUGUACAUGAAAGCUGUAAGAGCAACUCUUAUCCUUGUGCCUCUGCUUGGAAUUGAGUUUGUGUUGUUUCCAUGGAGACCAGAGGGAAGGAUAGCAGAAGAAGUAUAUGACUAUGUUAUGCAUAUACUUGUGCAUUACCAGGGAUUGCUGGUUGCAACAAUAUUCUGUUUCUUUAAUGGAGAGGUUCAGGCAGUCCUAAAAAGACAUUGGAAUCAGUACAAAAUUCAACUUGGAAUUAGUUUUGCCCAUUCGGAGGGUCUUCGUUCUGCUUCAUACACAGUGUCCUCAAUCAGUGAGGUCCAAGGCAGCACGUACAUGGCGGAUUAUAGCAGUGAACAUUCAAAUGGAAAGAACUGUCACGAUAUGGAAAAUGUGGUUGUCAGAUCAGAAAAGUUAUACAUGUAAAAUCAAUAUUUAUCCUGCUUUUAUAUGAAUGGUUCUGUUACUUAUUCCAAACGAGGUUAAACAAACAAGGUUUUCUAGGAAACUUUCCAACUACACAGCAUUCUAUUUUAAAACGGCCUGUGUUUAUUUACUUUGAACUCGCAGUCAGCCAUAAACAGAUCC
Molecule: messenger RNA, 1887 nt
Organism: Spea bombifrons (plains spadefoot toad)
Lineage: Eukaryota; Metazoa; Chordata; Amphibia; Anura; Pelobatidae
Gene: CALCRL
Product: calcitonin receptor like receptor
Exons: 14
Coding region: 316-1725 (469 amino acids)
Biological process (GO): angiogenesis; adenylate cyclase-activating G protein-coupled receptor signaling pathway; cell surface receptor signaling pathway
Cellular component (GO): plasma membrane
Molecular function (GO): calcitonin receptor activity; calcitonin gene-related peptide receptor activity; adrenomedullin receptor activity
Source: RefSeq, a predicted model, not a curated record